GCACAUGGGAGGAGGAAGAAAGAGGGAUGGUGAGCAGGUGAGGGCAUCAAUUGCAGGCAAAGAAAAGAGUCAAAAGCAUCACUGAAGGAAAGAGUUGAAGCAGCAGGAAGUGCAGCAGGCGCACAAUAGAGAGAGAGAGAGAGAGAGAGAGUAUACUGACACAAUACCAUACCAACAGGACAAGUGAAGUGCUGUGGACCAAACAUUUUCCACUUUACUCCACCUCGUCACAGUAGCCUUUCUCUGCAUCAUCGCUUGCUCUCUGCCUUAAGCAUCUGAUUUAGGCUUUAGUUUGGAGAGAUUGCUCGGGUUAGCGAUCUUGUCCAUAGUCUGAUACUCAGUAAUGCUCCCCUUUGGGGUUGUUUAAAUAGAUGAUUAUUAGAACAAAGCGAGUUUGAGUUUGUGGAUGAGCGAUUCCAGGCAACGUCGCGUCAACAUUCUUUCUCGCACUAGAUUACAAAUACAAAGAGCAAUAAUUAGGGAUGGGACCAGUUUGCAGGGCGUGGGAAAGGAUGAACAUGACCCUGUCGGUGGUUUUGCAGAGGAACCCUUAAUCUCAUCUCCUUCCCAUCACAAGCAACCAAGGUGUUCCAUGUUGGAGCUAGAUGGGCGAUUUGAGUUGAGUAGAAGGAUCUAUGGGUUGAGAAGGAUGCAUGAACGUGAUGAUUUAGAAGUGAAGAUUAAAGAAAAAGGGCUAAAAGAGGUUCACUGUAGAAAUUAAUGGAAUUGAGAGGCCAACAAGAGAAGGAAAUAGGGAUGCCAAGCUCUUUGGGUUAUAAUCCUCCCAAUAUUCGUGAAUCAUCUUCGAAGGUUUCGUCUAUCUCAAUAAUCCCACCAGGAGAAUCUGCAGGAGUAGGUGAUGAAAGAAGAAGAGAUGGGACUGGUAAUGGAAUUGCAGUCCUCAAGCCAUCAACUCAAACCCUAGAUCAUCAUCAUCAUCAUCAUCACCACCUUCGUCCACAGCAGCAACAUCCCCUGCAUCACUUUCAUCAUGAUCAAGAGCCAGAGCCAGAUCCGUUGCCGGUGGCAAUUGCAGUUGCAGGUGGAUCGAACUCCGCAAGGACACCGACAACCCCCAAGAGCUCCGUCACGGUUAGGUAUCGCGAUUGUCUCAAGAACCACGCAGCGAGUAUUGGUACACAUGUUGUUGAUGGCUGUGGCGAAUUCAUGCCAAGCGGUGAGGAAGGGACCAUGGAGGCCCUAAAAUGCGCCGCCUGCGACUGCCACCGGAAUUUCCACCGGAAAGAGGUGGAAGGAGAGCCCAGAACAAGCGGCGCCACUAAUUGUUAUUACUGCUACGAUCCCAACCAUAAGAACAGCUGUAGCACCAGAAUCCCUCCUCCUCCUCCUCCUUCAGGUCCUCCUCAUGCUCAUCCAACUCAUCAUCAUCCUCAACUGGCUCUUCAGCAUCUGCAGCAGCACCAGAAAUUCCAACUGGGCUUACCCAACAGUCCCUCCAUGGCUUCGAUCCCUCCACCCAUGAUGAUGGCCUAUGGAGGCGGUGGUGGUGGCGGAGGAGGGGCGACGGAGUCGUCUAGUGAAGAUCUCAAUGGGUACCAGUCUAAUGCCGGGGGGACUAGUUCGCAGCCACACCAAGCUUUCGCCCUCUCGAAGAAGCGAUUCCGAACGAAGUUCACGCAGUAUCAGAAGGACAAGAUGUUAGAAUUUGCUGAGAGGUUGGGAUGGAGGAUGCAGAAGCAGGAUGAGGUGGAGGUCCAGAGGUUUUGUGAUGAGGUUAGUGUAAAGAGACAGGUUCUCAAAGUUUGGAUGCACAAUAAUAAGCAUGCCAUGAAGAAGAAGCAAUUGUAAGAUGAGAAAGAGAGUGGAAGAUCACAUGAGAGAGAGAGAGAGAGAGAGACAGAGAGAGAUCGAUGACUUGUGUGUUAAACCACUUUGACAUCAACUUCUAUGAUUGUCUAUUGAACCAUAUUAGGUUCUUUCCUUUUUCUUUCUUCCACUAACCUCAUUCCUCAUUCAGAAAGAAGAAAAGAUUUUCAAAGAGGUUAUACUUCAUGGGCUAUGGCUAACUACUUUGGUGGUGGUGGUGUUUCUAGGGUGCAAUAAAUAGAAGGUUGCAAGGUA
Molecule: messenger RNA, 2082 nt
Organism: Macadamia integrifolia
Lineage: Eukaryota; Viridiplantae; Streptophyta; Magnoliopsida; Proteales; Proteaceae
Product: zinc-finger homeodomain protein 5-like
Exons: 2
Coding region: 721-1809 (362 amino acids)
Biological process (GO): regulation of DNA-templated transcription; regulation of developmental process
Cellular component (GO): nucleus
Molecular function (GO): DNA-binding transcription factor activity; transcription cis-regulatory region binding
Source: RefSeq, a predicted model, not a curated record